Merops nubicus (carmine bee-eater) is the source of this 1507-nucleotide messenger RNA. RefSeq names its product ephrin type-B receptor 2. Gene Ontology annotation, biological process: angiogenesis; protein phosphorylation; central nervous system projection neuron axonogenesis. The transcript is spliced from 8 exons. The coding region runs from base 1 to 1305 and encodes 434 amino acids. The record is from RefSeq and is a predicted model, not a curated record. Lineage: Eukaryota; Metazoa; Chordata; Aves; Coraciiformes; Meropidae. Gene Ontology annotation, cellular component: neuron projection. Gene Ontology annotation, molecular function: protein binding; transmembrane-ephrin receptor activity; ATP binding.
AUGGGGCCAUGCUUGGUGCUCAGGACUCUCUUUCUUUCCAGAAGACGGGGCUUUGAGCGUGCUGACUCGGAGUACACCGACAAGCUGCAGCACUACACCAGUGGCCACAUGACACCAGGGAUGAAGAUCUAUAUUGAUCCAUUCACCUACGAAGAUCCCAAUGAGGCUGUCAGGGAAUUUGCAAAAGAAAUCGAUAUCUCCUGUGUCAAAAUUGAGCAAGUGAUCGGGGCAGGGGAGUUUGGUGAGGUCUGCAGUGGGCACCUCAAGCUUCCUGGCAAAAGAGAGAUCUUUGUGGCCAUCAAGACCCUGAAGUCUGGUUACACAGAGAAGCAGAGACGGGACUUCUUGAGUGAAGCCAGCAUCAUGGGGCAGUUUGACCACCCCAACGUCAUCCACCUGGAGGGGGUGGUGACCAAGAGUUCACCAGUCAUGAUCAUUACUGAGUUCAUGGAGAAUGGCUCACUGGACUCUUUCUUACGGCAAAACGACGGGCAGUUCACAGUGAUCCAGCUGGUGGGCAUGCUGCGGGGCAUCGCGGCGGGCAUGAAGUACCUGGCAGACAUGAACUACGUGCACAGGGACCUGGCUGCCCGCAACAUCCUGGUGAACAGCAACCUGGUCUGCAAGGUGUCUGACUUCGGCCUCUCCCGCUUCCUGGAGGAUGACACCUCUGACCCAACCUACACCAGCGCCCUGGGGGGGAAGAUCCCCAUCCGGUGGACGGCACCUGAGGCCAUCCAGUACCGCAAGUUCACCUCGGCCAGCGACGUGUGGAGCUAUGGGAUAGUCAUGUGGGAGGUGAUGUCCUACGGCGAGCGGCCCUACUGGGACAUGACCAACCAAGAUGUGAUCAAUGCCAUCGAGCAGGACUACAGGCUGCCACCACCCAUGGACUGCCCCAACGCCCUGCACCAGCUCAUGCUCGACUGCUGGCAGAAGGACCGAAACCACAGACCCAAAUUUGGGCAAAUUGUCAACACCUUAGAUAAAAUGAUCCGAAAUCCUAACAGCUUGAAAGCCAUGGCACCUCUCUCCUCUGGGAUGAACCUCCCCCUCCUUGAUCGCACAAUCCCAGACUACACCAGCUUCAACACUGUGGAGGAGUGGCUGGAUGCCAUCAAGAUGAGCCAGUACAAGGAGAGCUUUGCCAGUGCUGGCUUCACCACCUUUGAUGUGGUAUCUCAGAUGACUGUAGAGGACAUUCUGCGAGUUGGGGUCACUUUAGCAGGACACCAGAAGAAAAUUCUUAACAGUAUCCAGGUGAUGAGAGCACAGAUGAACCAAAUUCAGUCUGUAGAGGUUUGAUAGAUAUGUGUCCUCCUACUCUUCUUCCUUGAGGCCCUGCUCCCCUUUGCCCCUGUAUGUCUGAGCUCCAGUUCUUGAGUGUUCUACAUGGACCAGAGACAGGCAGCUGCUCUGAGCAUCAGGACAACAGGAAGAAAUGCCCUGUCAUUGAGAAUGAGAAGUCACCAAGAGCUUCUAGAAUAUAAGCAAUGGAAAAAGGGAA